AUGAGAUCCAUAUCCAGUGUUGAGCACGCUGCCUUACCUGUACCCCACGCUCUUUUCUCAGAUGAACCGCCACCAAAUAGCGGUCUUACAGCCUGGCUACAGGUUCUAGCUGGCCAUCUCGUCGUCUUCAAUGCCUGGGGCUAUGCCAAUAGUUUUGGGAUAUUUCAGAGUUACUAUGCUUCAUCGCUAAAUCUUCCCGCCUCAACCAUUUCCUGGAUCGGUAGCACUCAAGUCUUCCUGAUCUUCCUGAUCGGAGCGGUUUCGGGGCGCGCCUUCGACACUGGGUAUCUGUCAAGAUUCGGCAACGGCCUCACGUUUUGCCCGACGAUUGCAUUGAUUUCAACUUAUUUCACGACUAAACGUACCAUUGCUAUAUCGACCGCUGCGAGUGGUGCGGCAACGGGAGGAAUUAUAUUCCCCAUGAUUGCAGAGCAAUUGCUACCUCACCUUAGCUUUCCCUGGACAAUACGCAUUAUGGGUUUCGUGGUGCUGCUGAAUGUAGCGGUAGUACUGUCUAUUGUUAAGGCGCGACACCUACCUCGCAAAAGUAGGCAGCUAAUCGAGCUAGCAGCUUUUAAGGAGUUACCUUAUUUGCUCUUUACGAUCAGCAUGUUCUUUACUCUUUGGGCAACUUAUUUUGCGUAUUACUAUGUACGUUCAUAUGCUCUCGAUAAGCUUCAUGUAUCAGAGGCUUCCUCGUAUAAUAUUCUUCUUAUUGUCAAUGCUAUUGGGAUUCCGGGUCGCAUUGUUCCAGCCUUACUCGCAGAUCACUGCUCUAGUGCGAUAACAGUCCUUAUUCCUAUUAUAUUCUUUGCUGCUCUUUGUCUCUAUAUGUGGAUGCUUGUGCUUUCGUUUGCGCAUGAGAUAGUUUGGGUCGUCUUCUUUGGAUUCUUCGGCGCGGGUAUUCAAGGCUUAAUUCCGUCAACAUUGGCCAGUCUGACAAAAGACCUGACUAAAAGUGGUACCAGAAUCGGCAUGGUAUUUACCAUCAUCAGUAUACCGUGUCUCACGGGACCACCUUUAGCAGGUAAAUUGAUUCAAGUAUGUAACGGUAGCUACUUGGGUGCGCAAGUCUGGGGGGGUUCUUGUCUGCUUUUAGGAGGCAGUCUCCUAGUCGCGGCUCGAAUGGGGCUUUCAGGCUCCCGAAUAAGCCUAUGUUGUUAA
Aspergillus aculeatus ATCC 16872 is the source of this 1164-nucleotide messenger RNA. RefSeq lists its product as uncharacterized. Gene Ontology annotation, molecular function: transmembrane transporter activity. Gene Ontology annotation, cellular component: fungal-type vacuole membrane. Lineage: Eukaryota; Fungi; Ascomycota; Eurotiomycetes; Eurotiales; Aspergillaceae. The record is from RefSeq and is a predicted model, not a curated record. Gene Ontology annotation, biological process: transmembrane transport. The coding region runs from base 1 to 1164 and encodes 387 amino acids. The transcript is spliced from 4 exons.